Messenger RNA from Prorocentrum cordatum, 3519 nucleotides. NCBI's taxonomy places the organism in Eukaryota, Dinophyceae, Prorocentrales, Prorocentraceae. The record is from the annotation of a GenBank genome assembly.
GCCGCUGGUCAGGGGCAGCGCCGAGUGGGUAGAGCACAAGAAGUAUGUGAAGCGGUCGUACUACCAGAGACAGGGCGGCACCCUCAGCGAGUACAGGGCGCGCCCAAAGACCACCGAGUGGCGCUGUCCAAUCUGCCCAGAUUGGCGCACGUCGGCGAAAACGCCGAAUAUGCUGUAUUACAGGCGGAACAGGCACGUGGACCGGGAACACCCGGACAAGCCGCGCAGCUUCUUCAUCAAGAAGAACGGGACGCUGCCCACCCUCAAGGCCCUGAGCGACGAGGAGUGGCGUGAAGCCUUGCAGCUCCCCAUGGGGCCGCUGCCGAAGAUGGCGUGGGCGUGCCAGGACUGCGGAAAGAGCCUCCCCUUCCAGAGCGACAACUCUCGGUCCAUCAUCGACAAGGCUCGGCGCGCCCACCGGGAGGCGGAGCAUGGGGUGAAGUGGCAAACCGCGACAGAGUGGAGAAGGAGGCAACGGGCGGCUGGCAGGAGCUACCUGCCCAACGGCUCCCUGACGCAGAAAACUGGUGGUGCGCCGGGCGGUGUAACCGCGCGACGCCCCGUCUGGACUGUCAACGUUGGCUCCGACACUGGACUUUGGAAGGCCGCCCGGCUGGCAGCUGAGCGGAAUGUGGAGGUAGCGCGCUUCCAGGAAGCCUCACUGUCUGAGAAAGACUCCAAGAGCUUCAGGAAAUCCAUGUUCAAGCACGGCUACAGGGCGCACCACCAGGGUGGCAAUGUGGCGGAGGGCGCCACGCGGCAGAUCCACGGCGUAGUGACCAUUGUCAGCAGGAAGCUUCGCCCCCAACAAUUGUGGGGCCGGGGAGGGCCCGAAGGGCAGAUCCUGGCGACGGUUGUGGAGGGCGUGGUGGUGUUCAACACGUACGUGGUCCCCGGCGUCGACGAGGGGGCCAUCAUGAGGGAAAUCAGUAACGUUGUGCAGGUCGACAGGCUGACGUCCUGGAUGGCCAUCGGGGAUUGGAACCAGUUGCCAACGCAGGUGCUGGCCCCGCGCGCCUGGUGCUGCAUUGAAGCGGUCAAGGAUAAGAGCGGCGACUACCUCCCUACACGCUGGAGGGGCCACCGGUGCAUCGACUACGGGGUGAGCUGGGCCAUGACAGUCGCGGGCCACGAGCUGAUCGAGGACGCGAUCAGCGACCACAUCGUCGUGCAGAUGCUUGUCGACUUCCGCAUGGAGGGCGAGGAGGUCGAGGAGUGGUGCUUGGCGAAGCACCGCGGGGUCGCCAUGCCGCCGGCCUCGAGCAAGGAAGAGCGGGUGGACAUCACGAGCAAGCUGUGGGACAACACGCAAGGUUAUUACCACGUGCAAAGCGGCAUGAAUGCGGCCGCAGAUGGCGUCGAACCAAGGUCUUGCGAGGCCCGCCGCCUGGUUGACCAGAAGUGGGCGGAACUCAGCCACGCCAUGGAGACCUGCAUGGCCCAAGCUCGUGCCAUGCUCACAGACACAGAGUGGGAUUGCGCCGCUGAGGACCCGGAGAGAGCCGGUUCGGACGGUUGCAAAAAACUAAAGAAAAACAAGGUCCGGCUCGAGCGGGUGCGGCACGGACGCGCCGCGAGCUGCCUGGAAGCCACCUUCCGGGAGCGCCAGCUCGCCAACGCCCUCGUUCGGCUACGGCGCCUCGGCUACCUGCAACAGCGCGGCGCCGGCAGGGAGGCAGAGGCAAGGCGACUCCGAGAGAGGGCGAAGCGGUACCUCGAGCAGACCGGGGACACCGCCUUGGCUCAGAUCCACGCUGUGCAGGACAAAAUCGUGGAGCUCGAGGGCCUGCUGCGCUCUGAGAGGGACCGGGCCAAGGAGCAGAGGCUCGCGAGGUGGCGGGAAAGCCUCAGGACAUCCCGCCGGAAGGCCCACAGCUGGCUCCGGGGGCACAUCCCGCCAGACACCAUGAUCUACGAGCAGGACAGGGAGGAGGCGCCGGCGCAGUCCAUGCCGGACACGCUCGGAUUUCUGAUCAGCCGCUGGCGCAAGGUGUGGGGCCGGGAGCUGCCUCCCGAAGCGGCAUGGCGAGCCAAGGUGGCGGAGUGGGGCCCGCGGCGCCAGGAGGAGGUGCGGGCGCCGCUCGAGCAGGAAGACGCGCGGACUGCACAGGACAAGAUCCGUGGAAGCAGCGCAGGCCCUGACGGGUGGACCGGCGAGGGGGUGGCGGACGCGAUCUUUGCCACAGGGGCUGUCGCUGAGUUCUUCAAUCUCUGCGAGACAGUGGCCGCCCUCCCAUCUGGGUGGCAGAGAGUGCGCCAAGCGCAUUUGCUCAAAGAAGGCGCGGCCGAGGGCAAGGCGGUCAUGCCGAAGGCCAUCGUGGCGACGCUGACCCAGCAAUGGGAAAACCAGGAGCGCUACAUGCAACUCGCCGGGAUCACGCACCCGCAGGACCUCCUGGCCGCGGCGCAGCUUUGGCGAGCCUGGAGCGCUGCUCUGGGGUUCAAGGGGAACGCCCUGAAGGAGCAGUGGAGCCACCGAGACCCUGCUGGCCGCCGGAAUCUUCAGAAGCAUGUCUCGCCAGACACCGUGGCGGACAAGCUGGAGGUGUUGGGCGCGAAGAUCACGGGAGGGAAAAGGAGGAAGAAGUGCCGCAAGGAGGUAAAGAGGCUCGACAAGGCCUCCCAGCAGACGGCCAAGGCAGCACUUCUGCCACUCCCGCCGAGAGAAAGGAAGCAGGCGGUGGAAGCCGGGCCUCUCGCUUCUGCUCAGUACGGCUGGGUUUGCGACGCGCCGAACAUCCAGACCACCAAUCAGAUUCAAAGCCGCGAGCACAGAGCUAUCGAUUUUCCGAUUCACGCGCCGCGGCCCUUGAAGUUGUUGAUUUUGGGACAUCGCUCUGACGUGCGGUACGGGCGCCAGCGCGAGACCAUUCUUGGAGUUGUUCGCGCCAUUGAUAAGGGCCUGGCAGGGAACGACACCACAGGGGAGCUGCCGUGGAAGGAGACCACGGGCUGGUCAGGCAUCCUGAGAAAGCACUUGGCGUGGACAGGCUGGCGGUGCGUGGACGAGUGGGUGUGGAACCACCAGGGAACAGAGAAGACCAUCACGCUCCGGCGAGACCACCCUGAGUGGCGAGAGCCGGGACAGGUGGCGCACCUGCUUCGGGAAGCCUGGCGUUUCUCCAACUUCCAGGAGCUCAUGAAAGGGAGCCGGCGGGCUACGGUGGCGUGCGACGACGCCGAGUACGAUCCGCGCAGGUACAAGCGCAUGCUCAAGCUUGUGGAAGAGAUGCCAGCAGCUGCGAGAGUCUUCGCCGGCGCGGUGGUGAGCCCAGCACACUACCACAGGGGCGACCUGGUUCUCGGCCGGUGUCCGCGGUGCACUGUCGAGAUGGGCACCUGGGAACACGUAGCCUGGAAGUACGGGAGCAGCCGCUUCCGGCACCGUCCGCGCCAGCGACCCCAUGAUGGUUUGCAACGCCGGCUUCUGUGGCCGACGGCGUUGGGCGACAGGAAAGAGGUCGACCGGCAGCUCGUGGAGUGGUCUGUUUUCGUCGACCGCGUCAUCAGGGACCACAG